AUGGGCAACAGUAGCACCAAAGAAUCUCGUCCGAUUGACCCGGCGACCGACUACAGGCAAAGCCAGGCCGCCUACCUCAAUCACUCCACCUCCAGAGAAGCCGCAAACGAUCAUGCCAGCUCACGGAGGCAAAGCCGCUUUAGUAGAGCCGACCUAAAUCUCCUUGGCCUAGGAGCCGCCGGAUCUUCAAGUGCUGCAGGCAGAGAAGAUGCGCCGUACGAGCGGAGGGAGACGAGGCAGGAACGGGAAGCCCGGCGACUUGAGAGGGACCGCGUCGCGAGAGAAAAGGAACGUGAGCGGAGUCUGAAAGAGGAGCACAUCGAUGGCGGAUACCUUGUGACUCUUGGUACAUACACUGGUCCCGAAGACUUUAGCAAGCCCGUCGUGCGGCAAUUGCAGGUAAGAUGGUUUCCGAAUAUCCUCAUGCUUUGGUUGCAAAGGUUAACAGUUGUGGUCCCGCAGAUUGAAAGACGGCUUGCACCAUUCUGGAGAGGUCUCAAUGACUACUCCGACAACUGGACCGAAUAUCAGCUCAUCUGCGCCGGUCGCGGCCUUCCUAUCCCGGCCGCCGAUGAACAACCUCCACCCGAGUUCAUUCCCCAGUCCAAUAUGCCCGCCUCUCCCACCGAGUCAUCCCAGAACCUUGCCAAUCUCACUGUUCCAAUGGGCCCGAGAUCUUUGUCAGUUGGAUCGGAUCGUAGUAGCUCAAUGCCGGGCUCUGGAAUAUCGUCGCCCAACGCAGCCCAGCAGCGGAGUAGCUCACCGUUCAAGCCUCGGGCAAAAGCCCUUGCAGCAGCCUUGAGCGGGGGCUCACGCAGCAACUCGUCAAACGACGUUGCGCCCCGUGAGAUCAAGUUGCCCAACGACCCCUUGGUCAACGGACAGCCAUUAGAGGUUUUCCUGUACAAGGAUGCUACCGAAUGUCCCAUUUGUUUCCUAACCUAUCCUCCCUACCUGAAUCGCACCCGUUGCUGCGAUCAGCCCAUCUGUAGCGAAUGUUUCGUGCAGAUCAAGCGCGCCGAUCCGCACCAUCCCGAGCAUCACGGCGAACCGACCGAGCAGUCUGCGAAUCCGACCAACCCGGAGGAAGCUCCAGAAAUGCUAAUAUCCGAGCCCGCGCAGUGCCCCUACUGCCAGCAGACCGAAUUCGGUGUAACCUAUGACGCUCCCCCUUUCCGACGAGGUCUAUCUUAUGCCAUUGGAUACCCGUCACAAAAUACCGCCAUGUCAUCUCAGAGCUCUUUGAACUCCACUUUGUCGCCUACCUCUCCAACAUCUGGGAGGCGGCGAGCUCAAAGCUUGUCCGCCAACGCCCCAAAUGUUGUCACUACUGAUCGGGUUCGACCGGAUUGGUCGACCAAACUCGCAGCACAACGAGCACACCAAGCACGCAGAGCUGCAGCGGCAACUGCUUUGCACACUGCGGCCUUCCUCAUGGGAAACAACGAACAGCAGCGCGGCUUCGCCUUCACACGGCCCGGGCGUUUCAGUCGGAGAAACACCGGGAGUCGCACCCCCUCUGGACCAUCCAACCCACAGCCGGAAGAAAGCCCCCAUCGCAACCCCGAGGGUGAAGCUGCCCCAGCUGGACCAGAGCCUGGACCACGAAGCUCCUCUGGGCGCGGAGCUCUGGAAAAUAGGAGAAGUCGGAUGGAGGAGCUGGAAGAUAUGAUGUUCAUGGAAGCCGUCCGUCUUUCUCUCGCCGCCGAGGAAGAGCGAAAACGCAAACAAGAAAAGGCGGAGCGAAAGGAGGCCAAAAAGAGGGACAAGGAAGAGCGUAAAGCUCUCAAGAAGCAGGACCGGCAGAGCGUCUAUGGGCCUGGUCAGAGCUCUGCUAGUGGUAGCAGCCUCUCCCUUGGCCUUGGACGACGCAGAGGGAAUAGCACAACCAGCAACUUGCGUGUGGAGGCCACGCUUCAGGGUGCGCAGACGACUUCCGCAGGACCCAGCGCGGAGACUUCUCCAGUGGCUUCCUCAACACCGAUUGGCAAUACCCUUUCUCCCACCUCGGCACCCAGCUCGGCACCAAGUUCGAAAGGCAAAGCUGUAGAACGUCCGGCAGUUGAGACGCAGUCAUCCGAGAGCAGCUUCCAAAGCACAUCUACCACGCCCUCAUUACCGAUCCCGACGACUAGCCGCGGGCCUUCUCACUUGAGGCAGAUGAGCAAUGCAUCUUCCAUCUCAUCAUCUCUGGCUGAUAGCGCAGCUGGCAGCUAUAGCAACCAGGCGUACCUGGAUCCUCGAGCCAGCGAGCUGAGCGUCGGCAAUAGAAGCGAAGAAGGUGACCGAGACAAUACGGAGCCCAUGUUCAACUUUCGGAGCCUGGCAGAGAUGGUCGGCGUUGACAUUGAAAAUGGCGAGGCCAACCAUGACCAGGAUAUCGCCUCAGGCGAGGGCCGGACUGCAACUACGAGCAAGAAGGCCGAAGCGGAAGACGAACCGGAAGCGGAACACAUGGAGGACGCACACAGUGAGGAGCCCGUGCAGACAAACGUCGGCACAUUGAAGCCACCUCCAACGAUUCCCGAAGAGCCCGUCGACGGCGCCGGCAAAGGCGACGUCUCUCCUUUGCUUGGCAGUGGAGCAUUGACACCGGAAGUGACAAUAACACCCGAGACCCCGGCUCCUAUCUCGGAUGAGGCUGCUGAGUCGAAGAGAUUGGGCCAUGAAAGCAUUGUGGAGAGUUCGACUGGAGUAACGCAGUAA
This is a messenger RNA of Colletotrichum costaricense, 2706 nucleotides long. Its product is annotated as SIP5. The coding region runs from base 1 to 2706 and encodes 901 amino acids. NCBI's taxonomy places the organism in Eukaryota, Fungi, Ascomycota, Sordariomycetes, Glomerellales, Glomerellaceae. Gene Ontology annotation, cellular component: cytoplasm. The record is from RefSeq and is a predicted model, not a curated record. The transcript has a single exon.